Molecule: messenger RNA, 4463 nt
Organism: Nerophis ophidion (straightnose pipefish)
Lineage: Eukaryota; Metazoa; Chordata; Actinopteri; Syngnathiformes; Syngnathidae
Gene: lzts3b
Product: leucine zipper, putative tumor suppressor family member 3b
Exons: 8
Coding region: 328-3324 (998 amino acids)
Biological process (GO): regulation of dendritic spine morphogenesis
Cellular component (GO): dendritic spine
Source: RefSeq, a predicted model, not a curated record
GUCUCUCAGCUGAUGCACGUAUCAACCGAACCGACUCCAUCAUCAGCAUCCGACGCUGACAGCGGUCGAAGUCGCUGCGUCUCCCCAACACCACCGAUGCGCGGCGGCAUCGCACAAUGCUCCGGGCCCACAAGAACCGGGACUGACACCAGAACAAACGACGCCGAUCCCGCCUUCCCCAUACGGUUUGCCGCGCUGCAAAUGAUAAUGUGUGUGCCCCCACUACCUGCAUUAGGUUGUGAUGACCCACACUGCAUCCAAAUGUAUCUGUGACCCUCCCCAAUCCUGACUCCUAACCUCUAACCCCUCACCUUUGACCUCCUCACUAUGGGCAGUGUUGGCAGUGGGGUGGCAGGCGAGCAGGAGUUUGCCAUGAAGUCCGUAGGCACGAGGACCACGCUGCCCCGCGCCCCUCCUCUCUCACGCCGUUGCCCUGGCGACCGCAGCUGCAGUGCAGAGCGUCUGCCCCGCCCCCCCGCCACUAUAUCCGACGGGACGGCCUCUAGCGACGAGCGAGGGAGCGUUAGUAUCGGGACCGGGGCCUGUACCGACCGGCCCACAGAAACGGCCUCCACCACCAACACGGAAUGUACCAUGGCGGCUCCCAACAACAACAACCAGCUGGAUUGCGGCAACGCGGCGCUCAGGAGGGAGUGGGAAAGGCAACGUGAACGAGGGAGAGACCGGGACCGGGACCGAGAUUGGGACCGGGAGAGGCUGGAAAGGGAGCGAGAGCGGGAGAGGAACAGGGAGAGGGAGCGGGAACGGGUGGAGAGGGAGAGGUUGGAACGAGAGCGGGAGAGAGAACGGGAGAGAGCCCGGGAGAGGGAGCGGGAGAGAAUCGAAAGGGAGAAGAUCGAGAGAGAGCGGGAGAGGGAGCGGGAAAGAGAGAGGGAGCGGGAACGGGAGAGGAUGGAGGGGGAACGACUGGAAUGGGAGAGGGAGAGAGAAAUGCAGGCCGCGGGUCUGGAUGUUUGCGGGAACAUUGUGGGCCGAGGAGGAAACGAGAAGAACAGCGUUGGGGUCAACCAGCACCAGCACAGAGACAUGGUGGCAGCCAGGACUGACGGAGAGAACAAUCCGGCGGGUCACAACCCACCCAAAAUGAUGGCGGUUUCAGGAAAACUGGAGCAGGCCAUGCAGAGAGAUUCCGGCCUGGUUCGUCCCUCUGCCUUCAAACCGGUGGUUCCAAAGAGUUUCCACUCGAUGCAGAACCUGGUGGGCCAGGCAGGUGGGGCUGGCAGUGAGAGCAAAGGCGAGGGGAGGGGAGAGGGCUUCUGUGAGGGAAGAGGUGGCGGCAGGAGAGGAGGCAGGGACGGUGGAGGAGGGGGAGAGUCAGGAGAUGUCCCGGAGGCCCUGCUCCUGGACCAGGAAAGCCCGAUGAGGGUCAGCAGGGGUGAGGGAGCGGGAAAUGGGAAUGAAGUGGUUCAGGGAGGGAUGUCUGACUCAGGCAGGAACUCUCUGACUAGCCUUCCCACCUACACGGUGUCGGGGUCUAAUUGUGGACCUCCAGCUGUACUGGGGCCUCUGAGUGCUUCAACAAGCCACAUCAACAGGUUGGGAAUGGCUGGGGCGGCUGCGGGCUUGGACAAGCUGGACAAGCCUGGCUACCAGAACGGCCUUUGUGCCUCGGACAGCGGUCGAUCCUCGUCAGGAAAGAGCUCCUCAUCCUAUCAGAGGCUGAGUCACAUGAGUGACGCACCGGGACCUCUACGUCCCUCCCCUUCAUCUGAUGACAUCAUCCAGGAUCUGGAGGAUCGCUUGUGGGAGAAGGAGCAAGAGGUGCAACACAUGCGGCGCAACUUGGACCAAAGCGAAGCCGCCAUCAUUCAGGUGUUCGAGGAGAAGCAGCGCGUAUGGGAGCGACAGAUGGACGAGCUGAGACAGAACUAUGCCUCGCGCCUGCAGCAGGUCACACGGCGUGCUCAGCGCUCCCAGACUGCCCUGCAGGCCCAGAUAACUCGUUUAUCUCAGGACAAGAGGAGGCUCCAGGAGGAGAUGGCUGCCCUGCUUGCCCAGAGAGAGGAGCUGGAGAGAAAGUGUCUGGAUUACAGAAAGGAGCAGGCUGACAUAUUGCCACGUCUAGAGGAGACCAAGUGGGAGGUUUGUCAGAAGGCCGGCGAGAUUUCACUGCUCAAGCAGCAGCUGCGGGAGAGCCAAGCAGAAGUGACCCAGCGGGCCGGAGAGAUGGUGGCCCUGAGGGGCCAGCUGAAGGAGCUCAACGUCCAACUGAGGGAGCAGGAAGAAGCCAUGCUGGGAUUGAAGGAGUCUUACAGCACCAAGAGUCAUGAGUUGGAGAAGUGCGAGGUCGAGCUGAGGAGGACCCUGUCAGAGGUGUCCAUCCUGCGCGAGAAGCUGGGUGUUUUUGAGGCAGAGGUGCUGAGUCUAAAACGAGCUCUGAAUGAAGUCAGCAGAGGAGCUGAGGUUGUUGUGAGCCCAAACUUAGCAGCGGCGGGGCUCUUACCGCCCUGGGGGAUCGUCCACUGCUCGCGAACUACCAUGGAUCACUCCAGUAACUCGCUCGCACCGACGUCCGAUACCCUGCUCAGUCUUCAGAGUGACGAAGCCAAAGCCCAGAGGCAGGAGGCCCAGAGGCAGCAACGUGAGGAAGCUCAGUGGCAACAGAUGCAGCGUCAAGAAGCCCACAUGCAGCAGGACAUGCAGAUGCGACAGGACGCUCACAUCCGACCAGAAGCUCAGCUUCGCCAGGAGGCCCACCUCCGCCAUGAAGCCCAGCUCCGCCAAGAGGCCCAGCUCCGCCACGAGGCCCAGCUCUGUCAGGAGUCCCAGCUGCGCCAGGAGGCCCACCAGUCGCAGCGGCUGCAGGACGCUCAAUGGGACGAAGCUGGAGAGCUGCGCAGGCAGCUGGAGCAGCUACAGGCCGCCCUGCGCCUUGAGAGGCAGCAACGCGAGCGCCAGGCUCUCAACUUUGACCAAGAGCGACACACCUGGCAGGACGAGAAGGAGCGGGUGUUGAAAUACCAGGCCCAGUUGCAGCUGAGCUACGUGGAGACCCUGCAGAAGAACCAGGCAUUGGAGAAACGUAUGAGCCAGCUGGGAACCAAACCCAGCACCGCCUCCAUCGACGCUACCACCACUGUCACCAACACCUCCCCCUCCUCCUCCUCCAGUUCUCCACCACCAGCUCCAGCACAAGUCCUUGCAGCUCUCUCCCCUCAGCCGCCAUCCUCCCUCCCUGGCCCCAUCACCCUCACCCUCUCUCCACCCUGCGAAGACCAGAAGGGCCCGCCUUCUCUCCACCAGCUUGCCCCUCCUUGGGCGGGACCUUCACGACUCGAGAGGAUAGAAUCCACCGAAAUUUAAGAGAGGGGGAGAAAAAGCUCUCAUUACAGACACACUUCGCCACUCAAGUAUAAGAACAUUUCAUACAAGAUAUAAAAAAAACAACAUUGAAACAGUUUCUCACGUUGCACUCCACGCUUGUGAAAAAGUGUGUCACACUGCAGGAAAACUAAACGACAAAGUUUAGUUGACACCACUAACAAAGUGUUUCUCUUUUCCUACACCGUGAUAGAAAAAAAAAAAGGACCAAGACAAUCGGAUAGUCAGAAUUUACAACAAGAGUAUUAUUAUUAUGAUGAUGAUGAUGAUUAUUAUUAUGCGAUAUUUAUUACUCAUUGUGAGUCUGUGUCAGUCGUAUAAUGUACAAGUAGAACUAGUGGUCAAGAGUGUGUGAUGUUAACAUGCAUUUUUGUCCAGAGAGCGCCUUACACCAUCUUUUUCAGCAUGUGUAAGAGAACAAGUAAUGCUGGGGAUCAAAAAAAAAAAGAGGAAAAAAAUGAAGUGUUAAUAUAUAAUUUUCAGGGCAUUGAUUAUGAAAAUGUAUAAAAAACAAAUAUAUAUAGGCCCUCUCGACUUUUUCAUGAAAGUCAUAAGAUUUCAUGCACAAUGUCCAACAUGCGUGACUCGAACAUAUCCUCCAAUUCAACAGAGCUUAUUUUUUCAAUUAAAAAAAAAAUAGAAUUUAACAGAUUUAGUGGAUAUUCAACCCAAUCCCAAUGUUACGGGACUACAAAUGACCAAUAGAGGUUAAUGAUGAGCUGACGUGGUGCCCAGGAUCACUUUUCUUUCUUCAUAGUUGCAAAACCUUGAAUGGAAGUACACAAUCUGAAACAGUUAAAUGCCAGGAAAAAAAUAAAGAAUCCAAAGUAAGUAUAUAUAUGUAUAUAUCCAUCCAUCCAUCUAUCCAUUUACUACCGCUUAUUCCCUUUCGGGGUCGCGGGGGGCACUGGCGCCUAUCUCAGCUACAAUCGGGCGGAAGGCGGGGUACACCCUGGACAAGUCGCCACCUCAUCGCAGGGCCAACACAGAUAGACAGACAACAUUCACACUCACAUUCACACACUAGGGCCAAUUUAGUGUUGCCAAUCAACCUAUCCCCAGGUGCAUGUUUUUGGAAGUGGGAGGAAGCCGGAGUACCCGGAGGGAACCCACGCAUUCAC